Thelazia callipaeda (thelaziosis nematode) is the source of this 474-nucleotide messenger RNA. NCBI's taxonomy places the organism in Eukaryota, Metazoa, Nematoda, Chromadorea, Rhabditida, Thelaziidae. The record is from the annotation of a GenBank genome assembly.
AUGCAAAUUAAUCAAAGCAAAAGUGUUGCAUAUUCCGAACAACGCUUAAAUGUAACAAAUACUGAGGUAUCAACUUCUGACAAAAUGCCAUCAACUCCUUCUGCAACUGCACGUGAAGAAACAGAAGCCGCUGAGAGUCCUUCUACCAGCAAUAAUUUAGAAACAAGGCAGGCUAGAGGGCAAAUUCAAGCAAAACGUUUUUUAGCUGAACGUCGAAUGCUAAAAAAGAUUAUAAAAGAUGAUAUUACGCCACCAUCGUUUGUAGUAAAUCAAACGCAAACAAGCACCUCACGUCGAAUAAUGGAAAAUGAGCGAGGAGCAGUUAAUAUGCUUCAUAUUCAGGAAGAUUCACAAGCGUCUCAAGCAGGCAUGUUGGAAGGACGAGUACGGCUCUAUGAAACUGAAAUGCAAAAACGAAUGAAAGAAUUCGUAAAUUACGUGAGAAGUUUAAUUACUCAAAGUUUCGUUUCAUAA